GCUGGCCGGCAUCGGCUGCGCUGUGGGUCUCGGCAACGUCUGGAGGUUCCCUUAUCUGUGCUACAGGAGCGGAGGAGGUGCCUUUCUGGUGCCCUACCUGAUCAUGCUGUUUGUGUUGGGCAUCCCUCUGCUCUACAUGGAGCUGACUUUGGGUCAGUACAUGAGGAGAGGGCCGGUCCAUGCUCUGGCUAGUGUUUGCCCACUGCUGAAAGGAGUGGGCGUAGCAUCAGUGGCCAUCUCCUUCAUCAUGUGCAUGUACUACAAUGUGGUCAUCACCUGGGCCCUGUAUUAUCUCUUCAGCUCCUUCCAGGCGCCGCUGCCGUGGCAAAACUGCAACAACACCUGGAACACGCCUAACUGCACCACCCACGCCACCAACGACAGCAGCUUCUCCUCCACAGCGAGCCAGGAGUUCUUCAAAUAUAGGAUGCUGGAGCAGACUGCUGGCGUGCAUGAAGCGGGAACACUGCGAUGGCAGCUUUUCCUCAUCCUCAUUCUGGCUUGGAUCAUCAUUUAUCUUUGCAUCUUUAAGGGGGUGAAAUCAACAGGCAAGGUGGUGUACUUCACUGCCCUCUUCCCGUACGUUAUCCUGAUCGCCCUGCUGAUCAAUAACGUGCAGCUUCCCGGAGCGUUAAACGGGAUCAUUUUCUUCAUCGUGCCGGAACCUUCUGUGUUGCAGGUGUGGGUCAACGCUGCAGCUCAAAUCUUUAACUCCAUUGGGAUUGGUUUCGGCUCUCUCAUGGCCAUGUCCAGCUACAACUCCUUCAACAACAACAUCCUGAAGGACACACUGACUAUAUCCAUCAUCAACUCCCUCACCAGCAUCCUGGCUGGCUUCGUCAUUUUCUCUGCCCUGGGUUACAUGUCUUUUCUACAGAGCGUUCCUGUCAGCAAACUGGCUGUGGACGGUCCAGGACUGGUUUAUAUUGUUUACCCACAAGCCUUUGCCAACAUGCCAGUGUCUCAGCUCUGGGCUGUGCUGUUCUUCUUCAUGCUGCUUUGUCUUGGACUGGACAGUGAGUUUGCGAUGGUUGAAGUGAUGGUGACCAGUCUCAUGGAUGAAUUCCAUAAAGAAGUGAUGGCAAUUUUCAAGCGGAAGGAGUUCCUGGUUCUUGCAAUUUGCAUUUUUGCUUUACUUUUAGGAAUUCCUUGUGUCAUGCAGGUGGGAAUCUACGUCUUCCAGCUGAUGGACCAUUACACUGCCAUCGUGUCCAUCAUGUUCCUUGCAUUCUUUGAGGUUAUUGCAGUCUGUUGGAUUUAUGGUGUGAACCGACUCUCAGCCAACGUAAAAGAGAUGAACGGAUCAAGACCCAACAUCUUCUUCAGAGUGUGCUGGUUCAUAGUUGCUCCUGUGCUGAUCACUGUCAUCCUGAUUUUCUCCAUCAUCCAGUUCAAACCCGCCCGCUAUGAGCAGUAUGUCUUCCCUCCCUGGGCUCAGGGGGUCGGCUGGAUCGUCGCCUUGGGCUCCAUCAUCUGGAUUCCUGUGGGUGCCAUUCACACAUUGUGGGUGCUUCCUGGCACACUACUGGAGAAGCUGAAGCUGUCCAUCACUCCGUUCGCACUGAAUGGAAAAUCAAAGAUGCCCUAUUAUGAGAGGGGAGGACCAAGCGACUAUCCAGGAAUAGCUGUCAUCAGCGCCAACUCUGAGCUACCUGAAAAACCUCCAAGCCAGACUAAGUUCUGACACCUCAGCAUGUUUGCACAAAGCUUGCCGUGCCGCCAGCGGUGGCAGGUCAUUAUUAUGCUAAAGUUAAUCAACAGUUAAGCUUGCAAUUAGUCUUCAAUCUAAACUUCUGCUCAGAAGAUUGAACAGAAGUAUGUUACACAAAUUAUUUACAUGAUUGUGUCAGGGUUGCUGCACAUCUGCCAUGCAGAGUACUCCAGAUGGCCAUUUUUGUGAGUCUGUGAAUUCAAUUGGUAAGAUUAUUUUGUUGAACGUAUACAACCUUUUUAGCUCAUGUCUAAUAGAACAAUUGGAAGACGGUGUUUAGAAUCGGUUGCUGCCGUGUGCAUCUUCACUAUAUGGCAGGAGUGGGAUUUCACGGCUCUCCUCUACGGACUUUACUUGGCUAAGAGUGCCAUCUUUUGGUCACAUCUGUUAAAACAUGGGCUCAGGUACUUGGAUUUAAUAACAAAAUAUCAAAGUACUGCCAGUAUUUAAGAUUUACAGUCCAAAACUAUACUUUUGUAUUGAACCACUCCUCUUAAAAACAUAUAAAACUGUACAUUUAUUGUUGCUGACUCAUUUAUUAGGUCAAACGCAACAGAGCACUGCUGAAAAAAAAAAAUGAAAAAAGCUAAUAGUUAACAGAUCCUGGGUCAUGCAAACUGUAUGUCAUGUCAAAGUGUAAUAAAAAGCUGCAAAGUCCA
Messenger RNA from Stegastes partitus (bicolor damselfish), 2370 nucleotides. Its product is annotated as sodium- and chloride-dependent GABA transporter ine. The coding region runs from base 104 to 1684 and encodes 526 amino acids. Lineage: Eukaryota; Metazoa; Chordata; Actinopteri; Pomacentridae. Gene Ontology annotation, biological process: amino acid import across plasma membrane; nitrogen compound transport; sodium ion transmembrane transport. Gene Ontology annotation, cellular component: plasma membrane. The record is from RefSeq and is a predicted model, not a curated record. Gene Ontology annotation, molecular function: amino acid:sodium symporter activity. The transcript is spliced from 13 exons.